Messenger RNA from Schistosoma guineensis, 1287 nucleotides. NCBI's taxonomy places the organism in Eukaryota, Metazoa, Platyhelminthes, Trematoda, Strigeidida, Schistosomatidae. The record is from the annotation of a GenBank genome assembly.
AUGCCACAGUAUUUAGUGAAGUCAUACAAAGUUUGUCUUUUAAAUCCCGUGCGUGUUUACUGCAGUUGUGCUGCUAGCGCUUUGGGGACCAUAAUGUCAUCGAAACGUAGUAAAUAUGAACGCAGAAUUCGAUCGGCUAAAGUAAAAGCCAGAUCAGAACUUGGCGACUCUCCACAUAGUUGGUAUUCUUGUAAAUAUGCGGAUAACUUCAACUUGUCUCUAAGUACUGUCCAUGAUUGUUGUCCACGUAUUGAUGCUUGCAAAGUUGCUUAUGAAGAAUUUGUAGCUGAAUAUGAACACCCUUACCAACCUGUCGUAAUUCAUAACGCUCAAACAGAUUGGAAGGCUGGUGAAAAUUGGACACUAAAGCUUUUGGAUAAAAAGUAUCACAAUGAGAGGUUCAAAUGUGGUGAAGAUGAUAAAGGUUGUCCUGUUAAAUUAAAAAUGAAGUAUUUUAUUCGAUAUAUGAAGGAAAACGAAGAUGAUAGUCCGUUGUAUAUAUUUGAUGCGAACUAUGGAGAACAUUCAAGGCGUAAAAAGUUAUUGAAUGAUUAUAUGAUAUGUCGGUAUUUCAAAGAAGAUUUAUUUUCUCUGGGUGGAGAGAAAACGCGACCUCCUUAUAGAUGGUUUGUAAUGGGUCCUCCACGUUCUGGUACGGGUAUACAUAUUGAUCCUCUUGGAACAAGUGCUUGGAAUGCACUAGUAAGAGGAUACAAAAGGUGGUGUUUGUUUCCACCGCGAACUCCAAAAGAACUGGUUAAACCGAAACCGUCUGAUGGUGGCAAGAAUCGAAACGAAGCCAUCUCUUGGUUCGUGUAUGUAUAUCCACGCACACAAGCAUCUGACUGGCCAACAGAGUAUGCCCCUCUUGAAAUACUUCAAUGUCCUGGGGAGACGGUCUUCGUUCCUGGUGGUUGGUGGCAUGUUGUUCUUAACCUAACUAACACCAUCGCUGUUACGCAAAACUUUUGCAGUUCUACUAACUUUCCUAUUGUAUGGCACAAAACUGCACGGAAAAGACCAAAAUUUGCUAAAAGGUGGUUAGCUGCUCUCAGAAUUAAUCGACCUGAUUUAGCGAAGAUCGCAGACAACAUAAAUCUCUCCGAGCACUUUCCAGAUGUCCCUUCAUCUUCAUCAUCAUCUUGUUCAUCCUCAUCUUCACGUUCCUCUUCGUAUUGCUCAACUUGCAGUUCUACAAAUCAGUCUCCCGAAAAGAUGCGUCAAUCUAAUACCAGGUCCGGGCUACAUUCAGUUUCACGGUCACCAACUCCAAAACGUAGACGAUGA